Molecule: messenger RNA, 1516 nt
Organism: Malurus melanocephalus (red-backed fairy wren)
Lineage: Eukaryota; Metazoa; Chordata; Aves; Passeriformes; Maluridae
Gene: GAL3ST2
Product: galactose-3-O-sulfotransferase 2
Exons: 4
Coding region: 63-1316 (417 amino acids)
Biological process (GO): glycoprotein biosynthetic process; glycolipid biosynthetic process
Cellular component (GO): membrane
Molecular function (GO): galactosylceramide sulfotransferase activity
Source: RefSeq, a predicted model, not a curated record
UUCUGAGACAAACAGGUACUGGAGUCGAUUUGCAAAGGAGAUAUUUCGCAGCUCGCAGCAGCAUGAAAAGCCCUGGGUGCACUGCAAGGCCUGCCAGGUGUCUCAUCAUUUUCAGCCUCUGCCUAGGACUUACCUUCCUCUCAGGAUUCUUCCAUAUGAAGAAUAAGAAUUACAGAAUCUCAAAGAGCCAAGAGGAGCUGCUGAUCCCUCCCACGCUGUGCCAUGCCAAGACAAAUGUCAUGUUCCUCAAGACCCACAAGACGGCCAGCAGCACUGUGCUCAACAUCAUGUACAGGUUUGCAGAGAGGUACAACCUCACUGUCGCCCUCCCCGCUGGCCAGCUCUUCCACCUGGGAUACCCCAGCACUUUCCUGGCCCGCUUUGUGGAGGGGUUUGAAGCCAUUGGCCAAAAUUACAACAUCAUGUGCAACCACCUGCGGUUUAACCUCUCGGAGGUGCAAAAGGUGAUGGCASCCAACACCUUCUACUUCUCCAUCCUGAGGAACCCCAUUCGUCUGCUGGAGUCCUCCUACAUCUACUAUAAGCACAAUGUCCCUGCCUUCAGUAGAUCCAAGGACGUGAACGAGUUCCUGGCAUYGCCCACCAAGUAUUACCACCCAGCAGAUUACAGGCAGAACAUCUAUGCCAGGAACAUCAUGUGGUUUGACUUUGGCUACAAUAACAAUGCAGAGGAUGACCCAGAGCACACCCAGACCAUUCUGGAGGAGAUCGAGCAGAACUUCCAGCUCAUCUUGAUAGCAGACUACUUUGAUGAGUCCAUGAUCCUCUUGAAGCAURCUUUGUGCUGGGACCUGGAUGAUGUGAUUUACUUCAAGCUCAAUUCCAGAAGCCACGACACUGUCCAGACAUUGACUCCAGAAAGUGAGGAGCGGAUAAAAACGUGGUGUUCACUUGACUGGAAGCUCUACCUGCACUUCAACCAGAGCUUCUGGAGGAGAAUUGAGGAGACCAUAGGGCUCGAGGUGCUGGAGAAGGAGGUGGAUCAGCUGCGGGCCAGACAGAAGGAGCUCAUGGAGACCUGUCUGUCAGAGCAGGAGGCAGUGGGGAAGGAUAACAUCAGCAACAAAGCUCUCCUGCCUUUCCAGUCAGGGGUUGCCAAUAUCCUGGGGUACAACCUCAAGCAGGACUUGGACAACAGGACUCUGAGAACCUGUCAGCAAAUGGUCAUGCCAGAGCUCCAGUACAUGUCCUACCUUUACGCUGUCCAACACCCRCACAAGAGGAGGAAGGAGCUGGGAUUGCCAUUGCUGUGGACCAGACCCCAGGAGAAGAUGAGACACCCAAUGCCCAACUAGGACACGUGGCAAACCACUGAGGCUUCCCACCGCUUUGCAUCACCCCAUGUCUGACACAUAACGGACCCACAGGACUCUUGUGCAUGAGAGGAGGCAGUGGGGCUUUGUUUGGGGUCACCAAGUUGGUGGUUGGUCCCUUUUUGGGGACCUUGAGCCCAAGGCUUUGCCUUGGCUGGAUCCUGGGUGCUCCCUCCUGCYUG